GAGAACACAUCCCAUUCAUGACCUUUGCCCUUCGUUUCCCCUGGACUCAAAAUAUGGAAUUGUUAAUAUUCAGUAUAUUUUCAACUUUUCUGCUGUUAUCUAGCCCUUGCCAUGCUGACAGUAAUUCCAAUCUCGGUUCUAUAUGUGAAGUUGAUAAUGCUCCCAAUAGCAGUGAAUACCAAGCCAAUCUGAGCGAGCUGCAGAAUUCACUUGUUGCUAAUGCGCCUAUCCAAAAUGGCUUCUACAUGACCGCAGCAGGUAAAGGUGCUAACAAGAUUUAUGGCCUUACACAAUGCAGAGGUGAUAUUUCUGCCACAGACUGUGCAGCCUGCAUCAAGAAUGUUACCAUGGUACAAGGCUGCUCAAACAGUAAAGAUGCUAGUUUUUGGUUUCAGUGGUGUCUCGUAAGGUAUUCAGUCCGGAGAUUUUUCGGUGAAUCGGAUCAAUCAGGAAUAAUGGCAACUUACAAUGAGACCAAUUUUGAAGAUGCAAAAGUGGUUUCUGAAGGACUUAACUUCACAAAAACGCUUGCUUCUACAACUCCUAACCAGCCUUCGAUGUUCUACACCGCAGUAUUGGAUGUUGGACAGAGUGGGAAGAGGUAUGGCAUGGCUCAAUGCACUAGAGAUCUCAGCAAGAGUAACUGUGGCAAGUGCUUGGAUAUCCAAUUGGUGACAUCUUUAAAUAUUUAUGGGAAUAAGAGAAAUUGGGAUGUUCAUGGAUCUAGUUGCAGCAUGUGGUACUAUGACUACCAGUUCUACUUCAACUAUUCAACACCUGCAGCAAAGGGAGGUUCCACAAGAUCCUCACCACAUCGAGUUGCAAUUGGCGUGGCCUUUCCAGUGCUAGUGUUUCUGUUAGUUCUUUAAUAUGCUAUUGAAUACCUUCUUUUGUUCAUGGAGAAAU
Messenger RNA from Populus nigra (black poplar), 906 nucleotides. RefSeq names its product cysteine-rich repeat secretory protein 38-like. The coding region runs from base 18 to 869 and encodes 283 amino acids. The transcript has 2 exons. The record is from RefSeq and is a predicted model, not a curated record. Lineage: Eukaryota; Viridiplantae; Streptophyta; Magnoliopsida; Malpighiales; Salicaceae.